Molecule: messenger RNA, 1047 nt
Organism: Menidia menidia (Atlantic silverside)
Lineage: Eukaryota; Metazoa; Chordata; Actinopteri; Atheriniformes; Atherinopsidae
Source: the annotation of a GenBank genome assembly
ACAGACCGCAAAUUACCAAAGGAGGCCUUCUCCAUCAGUGCCACAGAUGAAGCGGCCAACGCAGUGGAGGAGCAGGAGGAUGAGGAUGAGUGUGAGCUCUACCAGGGCCAGCUGUGCCAGCACACGUGCACCAACAUCUGGGGCUCCUACCGCUGUGGCUGCCACCAGGGCUACAUCCUUCAGCCGGACGGACACUCUUGUGCACCUGGAAACGGUGGCUGCAGUCAGCAGUGUACAGCCGUGAUAGGCCGGGCUCACUGCUCCUGCUUCCCAGGGUUCUCACUGGUGACAGAUGGGCGUACGUGUGAAGAUGUGGAUGAGUGCGUGACCAACACCCACAGGUGCCGGCCCAGUGACCGGUGUGUGAACACGGUGGGUUCUUUUGUAUGCAGACCACAGGUCACUUGUCCUGCAGGCUACCAACUGAAAAACAGUAUUUGCCAAGACAUUGAUGAGUGCAUGAUGAGGGCUCAUGACUGCGGUGAGGGCUAUGUGUGUGAGAACAUAGCUGGCUCUUUCCUCUGUAAAUCCAAACACAAGUGCAUCAGCGGCUUCACACAGGACUCUCAUGGCAACUGUGUUGACAUAAAUGAGUGCAGCAGCCUGAGUGUGCCCUGCAGCCCGGGUCUGAACUGCAUUAACACAGUGGGCUCCUACUCGUGUCAGCAGAAGAUAAUAACCUGCAAUCGUGGUUACCGCGCCAGCCCUGAUGGACACGAGUGUGUCGACAUGGAUGAGUGUCAGAUGGGGACGCACCGCUGUGGGCGGGGCCAGAUCUGUCACAACACUCCUGGAAGCUUCCGCUGUGACUGCCAGACAGGGUACCAGUUCGAUGCCCUCCGAAAAACCUGCAACGAUGUGAACGAGUGCUGGCGCUAUCCUGGCAGAGUGUGUGCCCAGACCUGUGAAAACACGCCGGGCUCCUACUACUGCUCAUGCACCGCCGGCUUCUCCCUCGCCGCCGAUGGCAAGAACUGUGAGGGUAAGCACGAUUUGUUUUUAUUUUUCCUCUUCCCCCGUCUCACGGAGAACAAUCUGGAAGCUUAA